Messenger RNA from Penicillium nucicola, 870 nucleotides. RefSeq lists its product as uncharacterized. The coding region runs from base 1 to 870 and encodes 289 amino acids. The transcript is spliced from 8 exons. NCBI's taxonomy places the organism in Eukaryota, Fungi, Ascomycota, Eurotiomycetes, Eurotiales, Aspergillaceae. The record is from RefSeq and is a predicted model, not a curated record. Gene Ontology annotation, molecular function: acetate transmembrane transporter activity. Gene Ontology annotation, cellular component: plasma membrane.
AUGACAAACAAGACGAUGAACAUCGAUAUGUUUCAGAACAAUUCUAAGACUUCGCACCAAGAUGUUGGAGGGAUGCCGAACUUGACACAAGUUCCUACCUCUAUCAUUCUGUCUGCUGAACCAUUCGAGAGACUUUACCUGAGCCCCAUGAUGCACCGCCAGUCGUCCUUGACGAAGAACCUUGGUAAUCCCACUCCGCUUGGACUUGGAGCAUUCGUUCUCACUGCCUCGCCAUUAUCGUGUUGUUUGAUGACCUGGAGAGGUGCUGGUGGAGGAGGUGCUGCAUUUAAUGCGGUUUUGAUCCUGUUCGGAGGUCUACUUUUAAUACUCUCCAGCAUCCUCGAAUUCAUCCUUGGAAACACAUUCUCUUCUGUUGUUUUCGGUCACCUUGGUGCAUUUUGCUUGGCAUUUGGUGCUAGCAUGACUCCGGCAUUCAACGCGGCAGCCCCAUACUCUCCCUCGACGACUGAUCUCGUAGCAGGGCUUCAUAGUCCUGGAUAUACAAAUACCUUUGCGUUCUUCCUUGUAUUUAUGGCGGUAUUGAUGUUAAUCUACACUCUCUGUGCGACACGCACGAACCUAGUAUACGUGAUUCUGUUCGCGGACCUUGUCGUUGUUUUCUCCCUCCUGGCUGCAGCCUAUUGGAAAUUGGGUAGGGGUGAUGCGAGUGCUGGUGAACGUUUGACAGUGGGUGGCGGAGCUGCUCUAUUCCUAGCGAGCAUGCUCGGAUUCUAUCUGUUGACGGCACAAUUACUUGACUCUGUUGGGUUCCCGCUCUAUCUGCCAGUUGGCGACCUGAGCGGAGCAUGGAACCGUCAAAAGAGCAAGAAUGGUUCACAGUUUGUUGACGAGAGAAACGACGAGGUGUAG